AUGUAUACUCAGUCUAACUGUUUACUUGAAUGUCGAACUGAUCAUGUCUUGAAACAAUGUGGCUGUGUUGAAUAUUUCAUGCCGAGGAAUAAUACGACUGCGAUUUGUGGUAACUCUCUUCUCGAUUGUGCAGUAAAUGCUGAAAAUGAUUUAAUAGAAGUACAAAAGAAAUCUAAGAUAAAAGGAGAUGACUAUUGUGACUGUAAACCUGCCUGUUCAAGUUUGAAGUUUAGAGCAGAAAUCUCGCAAGCGAAUUACGAUGAGGGAAAGUUGCUGAACACGCAGGGACUAACGUAUGCGGACACAAAAGGUACGGCCUGGACUCUUCUGCAUAUUUAUUUUAAAGAGGAGUACGUUACAACAAUGGAAAGAAAUGAACUGUAUGGUAUCUCUGAUUUAAUAUCCAACUUCGGAGGCGUUUUAGGACUAUUUACGGGAUUUUCAUUGCUUUCGUUAUUUGAAAUCCUAUACUUUUGUUCUUUACGUAUUUUCUGCAAUGAAAGAUUAUAUGGCAGUUGGUCAGGUUCUUAAACUAAAAGACGAAAUGACACUCCAAGAAAAGUAU
Messenger RNA from Zophobas morio, 565 nucleotides. Its product is annotated as pickpocket protein 28-like. Gene Ontology annotation, molecular function: ligand-gated sodium channel activity. Bases 1 to 531 code for a protein of 176 amino acids. Gene Ontology annotation, biological process: sodium ion transmembrane transport. Gene Ontology annotation, cellular component: plasma membrane. The transcript has 4 exons. The record is from RefSeq and is a predicted model, not a curated record. Lineage: Eukaryota; Metazoa; Arthropoda; Insecta; Coleoptera; Tenebrionidae.